GCAAAUUCUCUCCGCCACUGGGUCUCCGAUUUCCUGCCGUCCGAACACUCGUCACCAUUCAUUACAAUUUUUUCGUGUGCUCUGUGAGGACGGAUUUUUCCUUUGCACGUAAAAGUGGUGAAUAAUGUCGGAAAAUCGUAAAUCUAAGAAGAGAAAGAUACAAGAAUUAUUGCAGGAUCUUUUGGAAAACUCAAGCGGUUUUUGGAAGAAAUAUAUGAACAGAAACGUCCGCAACCUAAAUACCAGAUAACAUGGGACCCUUCCUUAGUUCUGGACUAUUUAGCAAAAAUGUACCCUCUACCUGAGGUACCGCUGCCCCAAUUGACCUGUCAGCUAUUAACUUUACUAGCUCAAGUAACUGGUCAUAGAAUACAUGCAUUGACUAAAAUUAGGACUAGAAAUAUUACUCGUUUUAGCAAUAGACUAGAAAUUAAAAUACCAGAUUCAAUAAAGACAUCCAGUCGUUCUACUUGUCAACCCUUGUUAGUUGUUCCAGACUUUACUGAAAAUUCUCAUACCCUCUGCAUAAGUUAAUUGUCAACUCUAUAAUUGAAUUAAACUGGAGCCCUCUUUCU
Acanthoscelides obtectus is the source of this 575-nucleotide messenger RNA. NCBI's taxonomy places the organism in Eukaryota, Metazoa, Arthropoda, Insecta, Coleoptera, Chrysomelidae. The record is from the annotation of a GenBank genome assembly.